AUGGCCUGGAGAUGUUCUGGACAAAGUAAUGCCGAACUGAUUGCCAAUCUGUUUAAAUCCAAUAUCAUUUCAAGUAAUAGUGUCUCGAGGGCAAUGUCUCGUACCGAUCGUGCACUGUUUUGCAGGAGUGAUCAUCGAGAUUAUGCCUACUUGGAUCAACCUCUUCCGAUCGGAAAUGAUGUGACAAUAUCUGCUCCUCAUAUGCAUGCCUAUUGUUUGGAAUUGUUGGAAGAUCAUUUGAAACCAGGAAAUAGAGCAAUGGAUGUUGGAAGUGGUAGUGGCUAUCUUGUUGCUACUAUGGCUGAAAUGAUGGCUCCACAAGUUGAACAUGUGGUUGAAGGAACUAAAAUUGUUGGCAUUGAAUAUUUGCAAUCAAUCUAUUUAUUUGGAAAGGAAAAUAUUGAAAAGUAUCAAAAAACAAAGGAUUUAAUGAAUCAAGGUAUUAUUGAAAUGAUUAAAGGAGAUGGAUGGAAAGGCUAUGCUCAAGGAGGUCCAUAUCAUGCUAUUCAUGUUGGAGCAGCUGCAUCCACACUUCCUCAUGCACUUGUUGAGCAAUUGGCAAAUGGUGGCAGAUUGAUCAUUCCUGUUGGUGAUAUAGAUCAACACUUGAUGGUAAUUGAUAAGGAUAUCAAUGGCAAAGUCACCCAAAAGAAAGUAAUGGGAGUGAGAUAUGUUCCUCUUGUCAACCCAACAAAUUGUAAAUAA
Messenger RNA from Naegleria gruberi, 705 nucleotides. RefSeq lists its product as uncharacterized. Bases 1 to 705 code for a protein of 234 amino acids. Lineage: Eukaryota; Heterolobosea; Eutetramitea; Acrasida; Naegleriidae. Gene Ontology annotation, cellular component: cytoplasm. The transcript has 2 exons. Gene Ontology annotation, biological process: protein modification process. The record is from RefSeq and is a predicted model, not a curated record. Gene Ontology annotation, molecular function: protein-L-isoaspartate (D-aspartate) O-methyltransferase activity.